AUGGUCAAUCACGGUCAAUUUCAUCACCACCACCGAUGCAGUGGCUCGAUCUUACAAACCAUCAACGCACCACUCCCACUGGUAUGGUCGAUCAUUAAGCAAUUUGACCAACCCCAUGUAUUCAAAAAACUAGUUAAAACCUGUACUCUAAUAUCCGGGUCGGGCGAAGUUGGAUCGAUUCGAAGGGUUUGUUUUACAUCGGGUCUACCCGGAAAAACUAGCAUUGAAAGGCUGGAGAAGAUUGAUGAAGAGCACCAUGAGUUAGUGUAUAGGGUUAUUGAUGGAGACCAUAAACUUGUUAAUUUUCAAGCAACUACUUCGUGUAGUGAGGUAGAAGAUGAAAAUGGAAUUGGGAAUAAAAAGACGUUAGUAGAAGAAUGCUAUACGGUUGAUGUACCGGAAGAUAGCAAUGAGGAGGAUACACGUUAUUUUGCUAAUACUAUUAUUGAGCUUAAUCUUAAGAAUUUGGCUACUGUUGUGGAAAGAAUGGUUUCUACCAAAUAA
Amaranthus tricolor (Joseph's coat) is the source of this 504-nucleotide messenger RNA. RefSeq names its product abscisic acid receptor PYL12-like. Bases 1 to 504 code for a protein of 167 amino acids. The transcript has a single exon. Gene Ontology annotation, cellular component: nucleus; cytoplasm. Gene Ontology annotation, biological process: abscisic acid-activated signaling pathway. Lineage: Eukaryota; Viridiplantae; Streptophyta; Magnoliopsida; Caryophyllales; Amaranthaceae. Gene Ontology annotation, molecular function: signaling receptor activity; abscisic acid binding; protein phosphatase inhibitor activity. The record is from RefSeq and is a predicted model, not a curated record.